AUGGACUGCUUUCGACAAAUCUUUCGGUGCCUCAAGGGCCCGUUCAGACGCGAGAAGGGGAGGGUCAUUGAAAUUGGUCCCCCAACCAACUUCCGAAAGGAAGAAUUGCCUGCUUGCUUCUCUGAUGCCGAGUCAGUCCUAUCGCCCAUUCUUCAAAAUCCGACGGAGCGAUCGAAUCUGACGAAUCAAUCACAGUACGCUGACGUCCCAGAAAAGCUACACGGCGACCGCGGAGAAGGACGGAACAACCAUCGAGAUGGUAUCUCUACCGACAUCCACGAAGAGCAAGGUACAGGGCCGUGUUCGAAGGAUGAGCGUGAGACUGUCACAAUCCGGCUCCGAGAGCGCUUGAGGUUAUCACGAGCGAGGAAACCGAACACCGAUACAGGCCAUGAGAUAAAGGCCCCAGUCGAAACGAUCAAGGCGGAGGAAGUACGAACAGCCGAACUGGCUUGUUCGGAGGAUUAA
Messenger RNA from Penicillium bovifimosum, 468 nucleotides. RefSeq lists its product as uncharacterized. The transcript is spliced from 2 exons. Lineage: Eukaryota; Fungi; Ascomycota; Eurotiomycetes; Eurotiales; Aspergillaceae. The record is from RefSeq and is a predicted model, not a curated record. Bases 1 to 468 code for a protein of 155 amino acids.